Blastomyces gilchristii SLH14081 is the source of this 343-nucleotide messenger RNA. RefSeq lists its product as uncharacterized. Lineage: Eukaryota; Fungi; Ascomycota; Eurotiomycetes; Onygenales; Ajellomycetaceae. The record is from RefSeq and is a predicted model, not a curated record. The transcript has a single exon. Bases 95 to 343 code for a protein of 82 amino acids.
UUUUUUUUUCUUUUUUUCUUUUUUUCUUGCUUGGUAGCUAAGCUUUCAAGCGAAAUUGGCGAUGGUCUUCUAGUCCAGGCCUUUGUCUCACGCAAUGAUGGAAGUUGAUAAUGAUAAUGUUGAGCUGCGCUCAUUGCUGAAUAUAUCCCGAGUACCUGCUGAAGUCAACUGUAGCCAAGGAAGGAGUGAAACAAAAAACAACCAGACCAGCCAUGGCUACCGAAGUUCGACCAUGGCAACGGCCAGAGAACACAAGGCUAGUCCCAGCGGUGGAAAUUUUGCAUUCAUGCUCGGCAUAUCUCUCGAAAAGCCGAAUUUGUUCCGUCCUGAAUUUUCCUUAUAG